CCUCAUUGUCUUCCGUAUUUUUACGCUAGUGUAAUUUUUUUUUCAUCGUGUUGCUAUGUAACCAGACAACAACAUAAACAGACCCUGUUUGUGACCUGCAGCACUAUGUCGUCCAGGUACUCAGCCAACCAGUAUGAAGGUGCCUUCCGGUCCCACAGGCUGCAGAACUGGUGUCAGGCCAAACCCUCCAAACAGAGACCUGCUGCCCACCGUGGUCACACCACCAUUAUUUCCAAUGACAGAGGACAUUUGCUUCCAGGAGUGGUGAAGCGGGGCAGCGCGUGGCCGGACUUCAGGGGCACCUGGGACCUCCCUGCCCGGAUCCCGGCCCAACACAUCAACCCCACCGCCCGGUCCCAGGAGGGCCUCCACAGGCUCCGGUCCUGGGGCCUGCAGCCGCAGCGCAGUGGCAGCUUCCAGCCACACGGGGGCAGCAAAGGCACAGAGUGUCUGCAGGAAGCGGCUGAGCAGAGCAGUGACGGCCCGCCGUCCCAGAGGAGCGUCUGUGAGAACGACGGAGUCCUGAGCGGGAAGCCGGGCUCUCCGUCUGAGAGUCAGGCCGCUGGUCCGGGUCCGGGCGCCGAGGCGGAGGAGGAGCUGCAGCAGCAGCAGAUCCACGGCAGCACCGAGCUCCAGGCGUUAGAUUCAGCCAAACAACAAUAAAAACACUCCAGCAGCAGCAGCACGUCGGACUGGGUCCAUCUGAUUCACACACACACACACAUAAUAAAUACAGUGCAGGUGACGGUUCAGUCCGCUGAGCGGAGUCAGGACUUCACACCGGGCAGCGUCCAGACGCCCUCGGUGGCCCACCUGCUCUGGAAGCCGAGGAUCCUGUCGCUUUACAGCUGAGAUCAAUCACAUGGAGCCAGAUUCAGGAUUAGAGAUCAGCUCUGUCAAACAUCAAACUCCCCAAAACUGAAAAAUGCACCUGAUCCAAUUUCUUUCAUGUGAUCUUAUUCAC
This is a messenger RNA of Salarias fasciatus (jewelled blenny), 964 nucleotides long. RefSeq names its product cilia and flagella associated protein 126 (gene cfap126). Gene Ontology annotation, cellular component: ciliary basal body. NCBI's taxonomy places the organism in Eukaryota, Metazoa, Chordata, Actinopteri, Blenniiformes, Blenniidae. Bases 106 to 663 code for a protein of 185 amino acids. The record is from RefSeq and is a predicted model, not a curated record. The transcript is spliced from 5 exons. Gene Ontology annotation, biological process: cilium organization.